Messenger RNA from Hibiscus syriacus, 1950 nucleotides. RefSeq names its product proline-rich receptor-like protein kinase PERK15. The transcript has 9 exons. Bases 36 to 1658 code for a protein of 540 amino acids. Gene Ontology annotation, molecular function: protein kinase activity; ATP binding. Lineage: Eukaryota; Viridiplantae; Streptophyta; Magnoliopsida; Malvales; Malvaceae. Gene Ontology annotation, biological process: protein phosphorylation. The record is from RefSeq and is a predicted model, not a curated record.
UCAAAUCUUCGAUUUUUAUCGAAACCUCACCGGAGAUGGCCACACCACCAUCUCCAUCACCGACUUCGCUGCCUUCCUCUCCCAACACUACUUCUCCUUCGCCGCCUCCAGUUUCUAAUAAUACCGCUCCCGUAGCUGAUCCUCCGAAUGGUACGUUUGUAAAUUUGCUACCGCCGCCCAGUGAGGGCUUACCGCGUGGGACAUUAGCGGGACUCAUAGUAGGGGUAGGGCUGGGUGCGCUAAUUGUGUUAAUUGGAGUGGGCAUCUUCGUAUUUUUCUACAGGAGGAGAAACAAGAAGCUUGCUCACAAUUAUACUGGAGCUCCUACAAGAGUUGAUCCACAACAUUGGCAGCAGAAUCUCGUUCCGUCAAAACCUACUCCUUCACCAGAAAUCACUCCACAUCUUUAUAAUUCUGUUGAGCCUCCAUCAACGAGUACCGGUUUGGGCUCAGAUAAACCAACAAACCCAUCACCUUCCCCAGGAGUGCCCAUGGGACAUUCAUUGGGCACAUUUACUUAUGAAGAUUUAGCAUUGGCAACUGAUAAUUUCUCUGAUUCUAACCUCAUUGGUCAAGGAGGUUUUGGUUACGUCCACAAGGGAGUGUUAAAGGAUGGGAAAGUAGUUGCAAUUAAGCAGUUAAAAGCUGGAAGUGGACAGGGUGAGCGUGAGUUUCAAGCAGAAGUUGACAUCAUUAGCCGUGUUCAUCAUAAACAUCUUGUUUCACUAGUUGGAUACUGCAUAGUUGGUGUAAGGUGGUUGCUUGUUUACGACUUUGUCCCAAACAACUCGUUAGAAUUUCAUUUACAUGGAGAAGAGAGGUCAGUUAUGAACUGGUCAACCAGAAUGAAAAUUGCUCUGGGUGCAGCCAAAGGAUUGGCAUAUUUGCACGAGGACUGUAAGCCAAAGAUCAUACAUCGGGAUAUCAAGGCAGCUAAUAUUCUUCCUGAUGAAAGCUUUGAGGCAAGGGUUGCAGAUUUUGGACUCGCAAAAUCUUCUUUAGAUACUGAUACUCAUGUAUCCACUCGAGUGAUGGGAACUUUUGGUUACAUGGCUCCGGAGUAUGCCUCCAGUGGGAAGCUUACUGAGAAGUCGGAUGUUUUCUCCUUUGGGGUUGUGCUUCUGGAGUUGAUUACCGGACGCCGUCCCGUUGAUAAGACUCAGCCAUUCGUUGAUGAUAGCAUAGUUGAUUGGGCAUGGCCUUUUCUCUCGCAAGCUUUGGAACAUGGAAAUUUUGAUGCAUUUGUGGAUUCAAGGUUAAAGGAAUAUGAUUCCAAUGAAAUGACCCGAAUGAUUGCUUGUGCUGCUGCCUAUGUUCGUCAUUCAGCAAGGAGUCGCCCACGGAUGAGCCAGGUAGUUCGAGCCCUGGAAGGAAAUAUUUCUCUGGAUGAUUUGAACGAGGGAAUCACUCCCGGGCACAGCAGAGCGUUCGGUUCCUUCGAAAGUUCUGACUACAGCUCAAUCCAAUUCAAGGAAGACAUGAAGAAGUUCAGGAAGAUGGCAUUGGAAAGCCAAGAGCUUGCUAGCAGUGAAUACAGUGCAGUCGCCAGUGAGUAUGGUAUUAACCCAUCUAGCUCCAGCACUGAAGGCCAACAAAGUACCCAAAUCGAAACAUCGGAAGCCAAGAAAGAAACCAAAGAUGUAAGUGGAAGCUCGUAACCAUAUCUGCAGUGGAAUUUGCUCAUUAUUGCCUCAUUGCUACUAGGGGGAACCACCUCUAAAGCAAAAUGGCAGCUAUGGUAGACUGGUAGCAAUGAUGGAAUCUAUAUUUGGUUUAGGUAGUUUGGUGGAUUUUGUCAAUUCCAUCUAUCUAGAAGUAAUAUUUGAUUGUUUUAGAGUUCUAAAAAUCUCUAUUGCGUGUAUAUUUAAUGUAGUGUGCGGCUAGAAAGUUCAGUGUUGUAUCAAAUUCUAUAGAGGAUCAUCAUUGAAAUUGCAAUAUUGCUUCACUAUA